Molecule: messenger RNA, 6846 nt
Organism: Miscanthus lutarioriparius
Lineage: Eukaryota; Viridiplantae; Streptophyta; Magnoliopsida; Poales; Poaceae
Source: the annotation of a GenBank genome assembly
AUGGCCAAUACCCGCUCAAGAGGAGGAGGAGAUGGCCCUCCUCCUCCUUCUGCUCCAGCUGCUGCUUCUGCAACCACCACAAGAAAGCUUGCCAAUGGAAGGGAGACCAGGAGCACCGCAGCCGCAGCUGCCGGUGCUCAGACACCAAACCUCAGGAGGUCCACUCGAGAAAACAAAGGAAAGCACAAAUCUAGACAACUUCCUGCCACGCUGUCUUCACACAAAUCUGCUAAAACGCCCGCCAAGGAUGCCACUGCAAUUGCCACCCCCAAAUCCACAUCCUCGCCAAACAACCCAAAAGACUCGACAAAAAAGCCCACCAGAGUUAGCAGGAACACAAUUGUUUCACCUUCUCCUUCAAAACAAGAUUCUAAUGGAACCUCAACGCCCGCCUCCACCAAAAGAAAAACCCAAGAUGAUGCUCAGGUUGCCUCUACGCCGUCCAAGAAGCAGAAAAGGCUCAUGCACGCAAAGAGCUACGUUGCGCUCUUCAAUACAGCAUUAGAAGAACCUGAGUCGCAAGUGCUUGCUCCCCUCAGGGAGGAUGAGGAAAAAGCUUCUGAGGUGCAACCGGAAGGAGAUGGUACUGUUUUGGCGCAUGAAGAAAGCAAUGCACCGGAACAACCUAAUCAGGAACCUUCAAAUGUGUCUGCUAGCGAGGUUUUGGGAGGUCACUCUUCUGACUUGCAUGAAACUGAGGUGAUAUUGGAGGGAGAUGGAUUGAAGAUUGGAUCCCAUCAGUCUGAUGUUGUUUUAGAGUCUUGCAUUCUUACUGAGACGUGCUCACUAAAUAAGGCAGUGGAAAGCAUCCCCAUGUUGGAAACUGGAGAGCAAGCUACUGGUCAUUCAAACCAGAACUCUCUACUAGAAUUGCAAAAUAGCGCUUGCUCUACUGCUCACCAUGAAGAGGCCAACAAGUCAGUGGAAGAUGGUGAUUCUAUUGGGAUUCAAGGUGCAUGCACUUCAAGGAAUAUUGAAGCUAUCCAAUGUGAUGAAACAGGUUACAAUGACAACAUUUGUGUUGGUUGCAGAAGUAGGGAAAUCUCAGAUAUUCUGAAGUCUUGUGGUGGAAAAGGAUGUAAACGACAUUACCACCUCUCGUGUAUGGAUCCUCCCUUGGACGUGUCCCUAGGAAUAUGGCUUUGCAUAAUGUGUAUAAAAAAGAGGCUUCAGUUCGGUGUAUAUUCAGUCAGCGAGGGAAUUGAAUCUUUAUGGGAUGUCAAGGAAGGAGCAGAGAACAGCAAGCAAUAUUUCGUUAAGUAUAAAAAUCUUGCUCAUGUACAUAAUCAGUGGGUUUCAGAAAGUGAUAUAGUUGAUAGCACCCCGCAAGGUUCUGAUCUUAUCUCCAAAUUUAGCAAGAGGAUUCAUAAAGAAAAGACAAUAAGGUGGAAGCAGGAAUGGGCUGAACCACACCGUCUGUUGAAGAGAAGAUUACUUAUGCCUCCAAUAGAAGCUGAAGUUUUUUUUAAUUCACUAGGUGAUAAAUUUGUAUACUGUAAUGUCGAAUGGCUAGUGAAAUGGAAGGAUCUGGGGUAUGAACAUGCUACAUGGGAACUUGAGUCUUCAUCCUUUUUAUGUACUCCUGAGGCUGAGGAGCUCAAAAGGAGCUAUGAGGACCGCUUUAAAGCUGCAAGAAAAGCAUCUGAUCCUUCAAAAGUAGACAAGGUUAAAGGGGGCAUAUUUCAGCAACUCCAGAGAUUGCCAGAUGGUUGCCCUCCUGGUUUAGAUGAUGAUCAUUUGAGAUCGCUUAACCAGCUUCGUGAGUUCUGGCACAAUUCUCGUGGUGCUGUUUUCAUCGACGAUCAGGAGCGAGUAAUUAAGACCAUUCUUUUUGUGGCAUCCAUACUGCCUCACAUCUGUCGACCACUUCUCAUUGUCUCUACUACUACUUCUCUCUCCUUGUGGGAGACUAAGUUCAAUCGCUUGGCAGCAUCCAUCAAUGUUGUUGUGUACAAUGGGGAGAAAGAUGUACGCAAAUCUAUUCAAGAUCUGGAGUUUUAUGAGGAUGGUUCUGUCAUGUUGCAAGUUCUCUUGUCCCACCCUGAUGCCAUCUUAGAGGACAUCGAAGCCAUUGAACGAAUUAACUGGGAAGCAGUUAUAGUCGAUGAUUGCCAAAACUCUAGAGUUUCAAAAUGCCUUGAACAACUUAAGCGACUUCCUACCAAUUUUAGGAUGGUUCUAUUGAGUUCCUCACUAAAGGAAAGUAUUGCUGAGCACAUCAAUCUGCUGUCUUUCCUCAACCCUGAAGAAAAUGGUACAUUGAGUGUUUCAAAUGGUGUUUCUUUUGAUACAGCUGGCACCCUAGCCGUUCUGAAAGCAAAACUUGCACGUUAUGUUGCCUUUGAGCGGAAGGCAGAUUCUUCAAAGCUUUUAGAGUAUUGGGUUCCUGCCCGCCUUUCACCAGUGCAACUAGAGAUGUACUGUUACAUAUUACUAUCGAACUCCCCAGCCCUUAGAUCACAUUCUAAAACAGAUAGUGUUGGUGCUCUUCGCAACAUUCUUAUAUCCCUUCGGAAGUGUUGUGACCACCCUUAUCUCGUUGAUCAAUCACUACAAAGCACACUUACCAAGGAUCGCCCUAUAACUGAUAUCCUUGAUAUUGGAGUGCGUUCAUGUGGCAAGUUGCUGCUUCUUGACAGAAUGCUCCAACAGAUCAAGAUUCAAGGUCUUAGAGUUCUUAUUCUUUCGCAGUCUGGUGGUGGAUCUGGCAACCCUAUGGGUGACAUUUUGGAUGACUUUGUUCGUCAGAGAUUUGGUUACGAGUCAUAUGAACGUGUGGAACGUGGAUUGCUACUGCAAAAGAAACAGACAGCAAUGAAUAUGUUCAAUGACAAAACUAAGGGGCGAUUUAUUUUUUUGAUUGAUAGUCGUGCAUGUGGUCCAAGCAUCAAGCUAUCAUCUGUUGAUGCCAUCAUCAUAUAUGGUAGUGACUGGAAUCCCAUGAAUGACUUGAGAGCCCUUCAGAAGGUCAGCAUGGAGUCACAGUCUGAACCUGUGCCUAUUUUUCGUUUUUAUUCGUCUUGUACAGUGGAGGAAAAAGCUCUUAUUCUUGCAAAGCAUGAUCAUAUUCUGGAUAGCAAUAUCCUGAAUAUAACCCCUAGCCUGAGCCAUUGUCUGCUCAGUUGGGGUGCAUCAUUUCUCUUCAAUAGACUUGAGGAGUUGCAGAACCCUAGCUACUCAAAUGUCUCUGGUGAUGAACUUUUCAUGGAUAAUGUAGCUUUGGAGUUUUUAUCAAAAUUACUCAGCAAGGUUGAACUAAGCACUGAACCAGGCAAUGCAGCCAUAUCACAAGCUUAUCUGCGUGGAUCUUUCUAUUCUAGAGCUAUUGUUGUAGCUGGUGAGAGUGAGGGAAUUUCAUCAGUUGAUGGUGAUCUGCCAAAGUUCUGUGCCUACUGGUUAAGUUUACUUAAUGGGAGGUCUCCUCAUUGGCAACAUAUAUCUGAGCCAGCACAAAGAAGCCGUAGAAAGAUACAUAACGUGGAACAACAGUUGAAAAACACAGAAGAACAGUUGAAAAUACCUACUGAAGAAACUGAUGAAGCCAGAAUAAAGCGUAGAAGAAUGGGUGAAAUCAUGGAUUCAUCUCCAAAAGACCCACCUGGCAAAAACAAGGACACCGCCAUAUUGCCUGAAAACAAUACCCCAUCUAGUUCUCAUCAAAUAUCAGUUGAAGAUACAUGGCAGGAAUUAGAGCGAAACAAUCUUCAUGGCACACAAAAAGGUCUACACAUUCAACUCAAGCCAGAACUUUCAAAGUUAUAUAAGUUGCUGCAACUGCCGGAGAACGUGAAAUCCUUAUGUGAGGAAUUUCUCGAGUAUAUUUUGAAGAAUCACCAAAUCAGCCAGGAGCCUAAGGGCAUACUGCAUGCAUUCAAUUUAGCUCUGUGCUGGCGUGCUGCUUCUCUCUCAAAGCAUAAAAUCAAUCACACAGAAUCACUCACGCUUGCUGUAAAAAACUUAAACUAUGAGUGCAAAGAAGAACUUGCUGAGUUUGUCUAUGCGAAGCUAAAGAUCCUUAAGAGGAAGUUUGCACGUAGAGCAGGGGAAGUGAGCAAGCAAAAUUCUAUGGCUUCAGUGAGCAACAUAUCAACUUGUGAACAGGACACUUCAGUUAGACUGAGAAAUGAUGAGUUAAUCCCUAGCCAGGUAACUUUAACUGAUGAUAACUUUGAGAAUGGUUCACAUCACGAGGCUACAGGUGACUUUUGGACCGAGGAGAUGGUUUCGGGAGAGAGAGAACUGCUAUCUGACCCAGUAACUCAUGGAGGGGAACGUUUAUCAAGGGAUGAACUUCUCAGCAAAAUAAUGGACAAAAGAAUUAAAUUAGUUGACAAAGUUUUCUCUUUAAGAGGAAGGAGUAUCCAGGAUAAGCAUUCAAACGAGGUUUCAUUUUUAGACAUGCAUAGGCAAAAGGAAGUGGCAAAACUCAAAGGAGCUUGCAGUUUAGUUGUGGAGCAUCUUCGUAGUAGUCAAAAUCACACUGCUCAAGAGGACGGGGAUGGGAAAAUAAAGCUAAUAAUUGAAUGGUUUACUAUGCUGCUGUAUGCUUUUUUGGAACACAUGAAAUGCCAACGUAACAGGCUUGAUAUGCAGCAAUCAGCUUCCAGGAUCAAGGAGUCUCAAUUGAAAGAAGAAACCCUUCAGGCAGCAAAAUGUGGCCAAUUAGAUCAAAAUUUUGAUCAACACAUUCCUUUACCAGAUUUUGAAUUUGCUAUGGAAGAAUUUAGGCACUUCAGGGAAGUAGUUGGUAGCUGCCAUGUUCAUGCAGCUGCUCUGGCAUCAGAGUCUUUGGAUGAUAAUUCAGCAAUGGAAAUUACUUUGGUUCGAAGCGCAAAUGCAUCGGAAGUUAUCGAAGAAGAAGCGCUAAAUAGACCUGCUGAAGUUCUUGUUCAAGGUCCAGCACCAGAAGUUGCCGGUCCAUCAGUGAACAGGAUUUGCAAUUAUUCUGAUGGCAUCAACUCACAAGGAGAUGCAUCUCUGGCUGUUCCUUCAUUGGAACCUUCAAGUGAUGACCUUAGAAGUACUGACCAUGUUGAGGAGAACACAGUUGGCUCACCAGUACAGGGUGAGACAAGCGAACAUUUAGGUGAUGCUGCAAUGGAAGUUGAAACUGGAAAUAGGAACACUGCUUUGGCCGAUUCACCUCACUUUGACACACCAGCUUUGACUGCUCCAUCCAGGCAGGCAACAUUGCCGGUUUCUCGAGAAAUCGAGAUGCAGAGCAAUCUUGUGGACCAAUGUGCACAACAGAGUUUAGUGUCAUCGCAACCUUUGCAGGGAGAGCCGGAACAAGCAGAUUUGUCUAGUGCAGCAUCAGCUCAACCCUUGCAAUCUGAGAGGCAACAAUCAAUCCCUCUUUCCAAUAAUCUGCUUGAAAGAGCACAGCUUGAUCAGAGUCAACCAAAUUAUCAGACAGAUGUGGCACCUGGUUCUGUGCAGUCUGCAGAACUCUUUCCAGUGACAUCAAUGAUGUUUAAUCACCCACCUAUUGAUCCUGAACCACUGAAAAAUGAGUUGCACAAAUUAAGAUUAAACAUGGACGCACUCAAUAAAGUCCAUGAAAUGAAGAAAACCCAACUUCAGACGGAGUGUAGCCAAGAACUAGAGAAGGUAAAGAGAAAAUAUGAUUUGUUAAUUAAAGAGCAUGACUCCACUCAUCUUCAGCAAAAGAAGGCACUUGAUGAUUUUUAUGAGAAAGUUCAACGCAACCAAUCGCUGGCUGAGGAUUUUCGGGCCAAAUUCAUAUCACCGUCUGCAGCACAAGGUGCAGCAAAAGCCCAUACCCCUCCAGUUCGUCACACACCUCAGGCUACGCCACAAGUGAUGAGGCCUCCAGUGUUGGACCCCUCAGCAUCAUCAAUUGCCCUGUCAUCAGCUUGUCGACCACCAGUGCCGAGGCCUAGGGUCCAAGCACCACAGGUGGACCAACCAUCAUCGUCACUGUCACAGUUGUCCCGUCCGUCAUUGCCGUCUUUGCAAGUGGUCCAACCUCCCAACUUGGAACAAGGCAAUCUUUUCAGAGCAACGUCAACGACUCUUAGUCACAUGCCACCUCCACGUGGGAGCUAUGGAGUUCAGAGUGAAUUGGCUCCUCGCUCACCUGCUCCUCAUCUCCAGUUCAGGUCGCCACGGGCACAUUCGAUGCCACCUGGAAAUCAGCAGCGACUGCCAGCAACUAGGGUGGAGGCAAUGUCCUCAAGGACACAACCAGUGCUGGCAGCAAGCUCAUGCCCAUCAGAUAUACAUGCAGGACAGCUGGCAGCCUCAGCCAUGUCAAGUUUACACUCUGUCCUCCCUUCAACCUCAUUGCCCUCAAGCUUGCGUCCUAGUCACCUGGCACAACGUGUGCCACCAACUCCGAACCCAACUUUACAAGCGGCGGCACCGUCAGGCUCGAAUACAACAAUGCCUUCCAUCCCUACAGGCAUGCAUCCACCAGAUUCUGGGUCACUAUCGCUGGAUGCAUGGCUUACAGCUAAUCUUGGGUUGAGUGAUGAUGCGUCUACAGCUCCUACUAAGAAUACAGCCAGUCUUGGGUUGAGCAGUGAUGCACCUAGGGCAGCUCCUGCUACAAAUACGGCCAGUCUUGGGUUGAGCAGUGAUGUGCCUAGGGGGAUGGCUCCUGCUACAAAUAAAGCCAGUCUUGGGUUGAGCAGUGAUGUACCUAGGGGGAUGGCUCCUGCUACAAAUACAGCCAGUCUUAGGUUGAGCAGUGAUUCACCUAGGGCGACGGUUCCUGCUACAAGUACAGCCAGUCUUAGGUUGAGCAGUGAUUCGCCUGGGGCGAUGGCUCCUGCUACAAAUUGUCCUGAGAUACAUGUGGUAUGCUUGUCUGAUGAUGAAUGA